AUUCCCAGAAUUAAAAAAUUCCUAAAAUUUUGAAUAUUCAAUUAUUCAAACCACCAUGAAUGACUACCUAUCUUGACAGAAUAUAUAUAAAACAAGACAUCACCUUUUUCCACAAGAAUGAAACUGCAUUCUUUCUCAGCCAUUGUUGAAUUCCACAGCUCUCUGAGGCCAUCUUCCUGCUCAUAAACAAAGAAGAGAGAGGGGGGGGAUGGAUGCGGGUGACCUGUACAGAGCGAGUGGUAGCUUGAGAUCAAGCAGCAAAGGAGGCGAAAGCUUCAGGGCAAGCAGCUCGGGCAUAUGGAGGAACACCGGGUUGGAAGUGUUCACGCGAUCAGCGCGUGAGGAAGAUGACGAGGAGGCCUUGAAGUGGGCUGCGCUCGAGAAGCUGCCCACGUUUGAUCGCCUGAGGAGAGGCUUGCUGCUCGGGUCCAGAGGCGCCAACGAGGUUGAUGUGCAUGAUCUUGGAAUCCAGGACAAGAAGCAGCUCAUUGAGAGGCUGGUGCAAACUGUGGAAGAUGAUAAUGAGAAGUUCUUGUUAAAGCUCAGAAACAGGAUUGACAGAGUCGGGAUCGAUAUUCCAACUAUAGAAGUAAGGUAUGAACAUCUGAAUAUCGAUGCAGAAGCCUUUAGUGCAAGCAGGGCUCUGCCUACUUUUGUCAACUUCCACAAAGAUCUGGUUUCGGGAUUCUUUAACAUGCUACACAUACUUCCAAGUGGAAAGAAGCCUUUUACAAUUCUUAAGGAUGUCAGUGGAAUUAUCAAACCAUGCAGAAUGACUUUGCUGUUAGGUCCUCCAAGUUCUGGGAAAACUACACUUUUGCUCGCUUUGGCCGGAAAGCUUGAUCCGGCACUCAAAGUUUCGGGUAGAGUCACUUACAAUGGUCACGAAAUGCAUGAGUUCGUACCUCAAAGAACUGCAGCAUACAUAAGCCAGCAUGACCUGCACAUUGGAGAAAUGACUGUCAGAGAAACCUUGUCGUUUUCAGCCAGAUGCCAGGGCGUUGGAUCAAGAUACGAUAUGUUGGCGGAACUGUCAAGAAGAGAAAAAGCAGCAAACAUCAAACCAGAUCCUGAUGUCGAUAUCUACAUGAAGGCAGCAGCUACAGAAGGAGAUGAAGCAAAUGUUGUCACGGAUUAUAUUCUUAAGGUUCUGGGGCUUGAAAUAUGUGCCGACACAUUAGUCGGAGACGAGAUGAUAAGGGGUAUUUCUGGAGGGCAGAAAAAGCGUGUGACGACUGGAGAAAUGCUGGUUGGCCCAGCGAAGGCGCUUUUCAUGGACGAGAUAUCCACUGGUUUGGAUAGUUCAACAACUUUCCAGAUUGUGAAUAUGCUUCGACAAUAUGUCCACAUUAUGAAAGGAACUGCGUUUAUCUCCCUGCUGCAGCCAGCACCCGAGACCUAUAAUCUGUUUGAUGACAUUGUUCUCUUGUCCGAUGGCCAGAUCGUCUAUCAGGGUCCUCGAGAAAAUGUGUUAGGCUUCUUCGAGUCCAUGGGUUUUGUAUGCCCAGCACGGAAAGGAGUGGCUGAUUUCUUACAAGAAGUAACUUCAAAGAAAGAUCAAAAGCAAUACUGGGGAAAUAAGAAUGAGGCAUACCGAUAUGUCGCAGUUAGUGAAUUUGCAGAAGCCUUCCAAUCAUACGUCGUUGGACGGAGAGUUGGGGAUGAGCUCGCAGUCCCAUUUGAUAAGACCAAAAGCCACCCUGCAGCUUUGACAACGGAGAAGUAUGGGAUUGGGAAAAAGGAACUUUUGAAAGCCUGCGCUGAAAGAGAAUACUUGCUGAUGAAGAGAAACUCAUUUGUCUUCUACUUCAAGAUCUUCCAGCUUACUACGAUGGCAUUGAUUGCGAUUACACUCUUUCUGAGAACAGAGAUGAGUAAAAAUGAUGUAGCAGGCGGGGGUGUAUACACCGGUGCUCUGUUUUUCACUGUCAUUAUUGUUAUGUUCAAUGGUAUGUCCGAGCUUGCUAUGACGAUUUACAAGCUACCUGUAUUCUACAAACAAAGGGAUAUGUACUUCUUCCCGCCGUGGGCAUAUGCUCUACCCUCGUGGGUCCUGAAAAUCCCCGUGACCUUCCUCGAAGUUGCUUUAUGGGUAUUUGUCACCUACUACGUGAUUGGAUUCGAUCCAAACAUUACAAGGUUAUUGAAGCAGUACUUUCUCCUUUUAUUUGUGCACCAGUCAGCAUCCGGAUUGUUCAGAUUUAUUGGCUCAGCCGGUAGGAAUAUGAUCGUUGCAAACACAUUUGGUCUAUUCGCACUGCUCCUGCUUUUCGCCUUGGGUGGUUUUGUCCUAGCACGAGGGGAUGUGAAGAAAUGGUGGCUAUGGGGCUACUGGUCCUCUCCAUUGAUGUAUGCUCAGAAUGCAAUUCUGGUUAACGAAUUCACAGGGCAUAGUUGGAGCAAGGUAACUAACUGCCCUCAUCAAUCUUUAUGGUUACACGAUAUCCAAAGUAAUCGAGAUACUGUCGUUUUACAGCUGAUAAAUGGGACCAAACUGGGAGUUCUUGUUAUGGAGUCGCGAGGGUUCUUCCCUGAACAAUAUUGGUAUUGGAUCGGGGUAGGGGCGUUGUUUGGAUUCGUAUGGCUAUUCAACAUCCUCUACCUAAUAUGUUUGACAUUUCUUGGUGCUUAUGACAAACCUCAAGCUGUCUUACCCGAAAAUGUCCAAGAUGAUUCCCAAGUGCAUGGGGACGGCGGGCGGAGAAGCAUCUCGUCUGGAUCUUCGUCCGUGAGAUCCGAUGCCAUCGAACUCACAGAGAACAAGAAAAAGGGAAUGAUCCUUCCAUUUGAACCGCACUCUCUCACAUUUGAUGACGUCAGUUACUCAGUGGACAUGCCUGCGGAAAUGAGAGCUCAGGGAGCCACAGAAGACAAACUGGAGCUGUUAAAGGGCGUCAGUGGCGCUUUCAGACCUGGUGUUCUUACAGCCUUGAUGGGUGUCAGUGGGGCUGGUAAAACCACAUUGAUGGACGUGCUAGCUGGAAGAAAAACUGGUGGUUAUAUUGAGGGAGAUAUCAGAAUAUCAGGAUACCCAAAGAAUCAGGCCACGUUUGCUAGGAUAUCGGGAUAUUGUGAGCAAAACGACAUCCAUUCCCCAAACGUCACAGUUUACGAGUCCCUUGUUUACUCAGCUUGGCUGAGAUUGCCCCAAGAAGUUGAUGAAAAAACUAAAAAGGUAUUCGUUGAUGAGGUAAUGGACCUUGUAGAACUCACCCCCUUGAGAGAAGCACUAGUUGGGUUGCCGGGAGUCAGUGGCCUCUCAACCGAGCAGCGGAAAAGGCUUACCAUAGCGGUCGAACUCGUUGCGAACCCUUCAAUCAUAUUUAUGGACGAGCCGACUUCAGGGCUUGAUGCCAGAGCUGCUGCAAUUGUGAUGAGAACAGUGAGAAACACAGUGAAUACAGGAAGAACAGUAGUGUGUACCAUUCAUCAGCCUAGCAUCGACAUAUUUGAAGCAUUUGAUGAGCUAUUUCUGAUGAAACGAGGAGGGGAAGAGAUAUACGUUGGACCGUUGGGCCGUCAGUCGACACACUUGAUCAACUACUUUGAAGCAAUUGAUGGAGUGCCGAAAAUCAAAGACGGUAUCAAUCCAGCUACCUGGAUGUUGGAAGUAACAACUUCAGCACAAGAACUAUCUUUGGGGAUUGAGUUUGCCGACUACUACAAAAAGUCGGAGCUAUACACGAGGAACAAGGCCCUCAUCAAGGAAUUAAGUGUCACUCGUCCUGGCACGAAAGACCUCUACUUCCCGACUAAAUACUCCCAAUCUUUCCUCACCCAAUGCAUUGCUUGCCUAUGGAAACAACAUUGGUCAUACUGGAGGAAUCCGCCGUACACAGCUGUUAGGUUUUCAUUCACAACCUUCAUAGCCAUUAUAUUCGGGUCGAUGUUCUGGGACCUCGGGUCUAAAAGAGAGACACAACAAGAUCUGUUCAACGCCAUGGGUUCUAUGUAUGCCGCUAUCAACUUUCUAGGCUUCCAAUACGGAUCAACAGUACAACCUGUGGUUGCCAUCGAGCGAACUGUCUUCUACAGAGAGAGAGCAGCAGGAAUGUAUUCAGCAUUACCAUACGCAUUCUCACAAUUCCUCAUCGAAAUUCCUUACGUCUUUGUCCAAUCCCUCAUCUACGGCGUCAUAGUGUUCUCGAUGAUGGGAUUCCCCUGGAGUGCCCAGAAAUUCGCAUGGUUCAUAUAUUUCCUUUUCUUCUCAUUGCUCUACUUUGUCCUCUACGGUAUGAUGACCGUGGCCGUCACACCAAACCACAACAUCGCCGCCAUUGUUUCUUCCUUCUUCUACGGCAUCUGGAAUCUCUUCUCAGGAUUCAUCAUACCCCGACCUAGUAUGCCUGUAUGGUGGAGAUGGUACUACUGGGCUACCCCUGUGUCCUACACACUAUACGGCUUCAUAGUAUCUCAAUUUGGAGAAAUCGAGACAGAGAUGGACAGCGGUGUCACAGUGAAACAGUUCUUGAAAGAUUACUUUGGAUUCGAGCACGAUAUGCUCGGGGUUGUGGCAGCUAUACUAUGUGGAUUUGUGGUUCUUUUCACAUUCAUCUUCGCCUACUCUAUCAAGACAUUCAACUUCCAGAGGAGAUGAACGACUGUUAUCAAGAGUUUAGAGAUUUUGUACAUUAUAUUUCUUUAUUAACGCAAAAUCAUGCUUUUCCAAUAUGGAUUCUAGUUCUUAUGUAUUCUCAUUUGUCAUCAACGGAUCCAAGUGUUUAUGUCAUCUAAAUAUUCAUUUUGGUUGCAA
Salvia splendens (bonfire salvia) is the source of this 4753-nucleotide messenger RNA. RefSeq names its product pleiotropic drug resistance protein 1. The transcript has 20 exons. Gene Ontology annotation, molecular function: ATP binding; ATP hydrolysis activity; ABC-type transporter activity. The record is from RefSeq and is a predicted model, not a curated record. Bases 209 to 4597 code for a protein of 1462 amino acids. Lineage: Eukaryota; Viridiplantae; Streptophyta; Magnoliopsida; Lamiales; Lamiaceae. Gene Ontology annotation, cellular component: membrane.